Molecule: messenger RNA, 1487 nt
Organism: Rhinolophus ferrumequinum (greater horseshoe bat)
Lineage: Eukaryota; Metazoa; Chordata; Mammalia; Chiroptera; Rhinolophidae
Gene: AMN1
Product: antagonist of mitotic exit network 1 homolog
Exons: 7
Coding region: 129-905 (258 amino acids)
Biological process (GO): SCF-dependent proteasomal ubiquitin-dependent protein catabolic process
Cellular component (GO): SCF ubiquitin ligase complex
Molecular function (GO): protein binding
Source: RefSeq, a predicted model, not a curated record
ACACCGGAAGAACCCGUGCGUCGUCACUAGGUUCUACGCGUUGUGUGAGGGGUGGGAGUUGAAGGACGGUCUCUGGCCGGGCCUGCGCGGCCCUGGCACUACGGAAGAGGCUCCCGAGAAUAGCCGCGAUGUCCAACCCGCGGCCGGUCAGUCAGCUCCUGGAUCUAUGCCUUUGGUGCUUCAUGAAGAAUAUUUCCAGAUAUGUCACAGACAUUAAGCCUUUGCCUCCCAACAUAAAAGAUAGACUGAUUAAAAUAAUGAGCCUGCAGGGGCAGAUAACAGAUUCGAACAUAAGUGAGAUUUUACAUCCUGAAGUCCAAACUCUAGAUCUACGGAGCUGUGAUAUUUCAGAUACCGCUCUCCUGCACCUUUGUAACUGCAGAAAACUCAAGAAAUUAAAUUUAAAUUCCUCAAAAGAAAACAGAAUUUCCAUAACUACAAAAGGAAUAAAAGCUGUGGCUUCAUCUUGUUCAUAUCUGCAUGAAGCUUCUUUGAAAAGAUGUUGCAACCUCACUGAUGAAGGAGUCCUUGCUCUCGCACGCAAUUGCAGGCUGCUAAAGAUCAUUGAUUUAGGUGGCUGCUUAGGGAUUACUGAUGUGUCCUUACACGCAUUAGGAGAAAACUGCUUAUUUUUGCAGUCUGUUGAUUUUUCAGCUACUCAGGUAUCUGACAAUGGAGUGGUUGCACUUGUUAGUGGACCUUGUGCCAAGAAAUUAGAGGAGAUUCAUAUGGGAUAUUGUAGAAAUCUGACUGAUGAGGCUGUAGAAGCCGUCCUUACUUGCUGUCCUCAGAUACGUAUAUUACUGUUCCAUGGAUGCCCCCUGAUAACAGAUCAUUCACGAGAAGUCUUGGAGCAAUUAGUAGGCCCAAACAAAUUAAAGCAAGUGACAUGGACUGUUUACUGAUGCUCGUCGAAGCUGCGAUCUUCACACUACCAGGAAAUGAUGGUCUUGGAGAUUGGCUUUCCAAUGUAUAAGGUGGUUUGUGCUUUAACCAGACUCUUGAACACUUUAACAGUGCUAUUAAUACCAUUCUGUGUUUGCUUGAUGAGUCAGUUUUUGAAGUGGUAAUCCUAGCAUGCCCAAUGAUGGAUUUGGGGUGGGUGGGGGUAGGGAGGGUGUUUGUUUCUUAAACAACAAAGUUUUAAAAUUACCUGUCUUCCCUGGAGAUUUCCUUCUCCUUCCUAUUUAAGCUGUUAUAAGAGAAACUUACCAAUAUGGAUAGACAUUAAGAGAAUGCUAAGUAAAAGUAUUUCUAAAAACAUUAAUUACCUUUCUAGCUAUUUUCUGGCUCCUACCUUCCUGAAGUAUUUAAAUGCCCAUUGGCCAAAAGCAAAGCUGAACAUCCAGCCUAUAAAUUCUUUACAAAUUUUAAUAUUUCAGUGAAAUGAAGAAAUAUAAUACUGUUCUAAUCCAUGAUAUCAUACACCUUCGCCAUUCACCAUAUGAAUGUUACUGAGGCCCUUGUCCAACCACUUACUUCAUUGA